AGUCGUGUAACAAAUUUCGUGCGGUGAGCAACAAAGCGUCUGCUAGAAGGCGAAGUAAAACGUGAAUUUCAUUUUCUGUAACAAAGAAAAGUGAAAAAGUUUUCCAUUUUAUUAAAUCUCUAUUCUGUGUACCAAGAAACAAAUCAAGAUGCCAGAAGAAGCAGAGACAUUCGCAUUCCAGGCUGAGAUCGCUCAGCUCAUGUCGUUGAUCAUCAACACAUUCUACUCCAACAAAGAAAUCUUUUUGCGUGAAUUGAUUUCUAAUGCGUCUGAUGCUCUCGACAAAAUCCGUUAUGAAUCGCUGACAGAUCCUAGCAAGCUCGACUCUGGCAAGGAGCUGUACAUUAAAUUGAUUCCCAACAAAACCGCUGGUACCUUGACCAUCAUCGAUAGUGGUAUUGGCAUGACAAAGUCUGAUCUGGUCAACAACUUGGGAACCAUCGCCAAGUCCGGUACAAAGGCAUUCAUGGAGGCGUUGCAGGCCGGCGCUGAUAUUUCCAUGAUUGGUCAAUUUGGUGUGGGCUUCUACUCUGCCUACUUGGUCGCCGACAAGGUGACUGUCACAUCAAAGAACAACGAUGAUGAGCAGUACAUCUGGGAAUCUUCGGCCGGUGGCUCGUUCACUGUCAGGGCUGACAACUCUGAGCCUUUGGGUCGCGGUACCAAGAUUGUCUUGUAUAUCAAGGAGGAUCAGACCGAUUAUUUGGAGGAAAGCAAGAUCAAGGAGAUUGUCAACAAGCACUCCCAAUUCAUUGGCUAUCCUAUCAAAUUGUUGGUAGAGAAGGAGCGCGAGAAGGAGGUCAGCGAUGAUGAAGCCGAUGAUGAGAAAAAGGAAGGUGAUGAGAAGAAGGAAAUGGAGACAGAUGAGCCCAAGAUUGAGGAUGUUGGCGAGGAUGAAGAUGCCGACAAAAAGGAAAAGGAGGGAAAGAAGAAGAAGACUAUCAAGGAGAAAUAUACCGAAGAUGAGGAACUCAACAAAACUAAGCCCAUCUGGACUCGCAACCCCGAUGAUAUCUCCCAGGAGGAAUACGGAGAGUUCUACAAGUCAUUGACCAACGACUGGGAGGAUCAUUUGGCUGUCAAACACUUCUCCGUUGAGGGUCAGUUGGAGUUCCGUGCCCUUCUCUUCAUCCCACGUCGCACACCUUUUGAUCUGUUUGAGAACCAGAAGAAGCGUAACAACAUUAAACUGUAUGUGCGCCGCGUCUUCAUCAUGGACAACUGUGAAGAUCUCAUUCCCGAAUAUCUGAACUUCAUCAAGGGUGUGGUCGACUCUGAGGAUUUGCCACUCAACAUUUCCCGUGAGAUGCUUCAGCAGAACAAAGUGCUGAAAGUGAUCCGCAAGAACUUGGUGAAGAAGACCAUGGAGCUGAUUGAGGAGUUGACCGAGGACAAGGAGAACUACAAGAAGUUCUACGACCAGUUCAGCAAGAACUUGAAGCUGGGCGUGCACGAGGAUAGUAACAACCGUGCCAAGUUGGCCGAUUUCUUGCGCUUCCACACCUCUGCAUCUGGUGAUGAUUUCUGCUCUCUGUCCGACUACGUGUCCCGCAUGAAGGAGAGCCAGAAGCACAUCUACUUCAUCACUGGCGAGUCCAAGGACCAGGUCAGCAACUCUGCAUUCGUUGAGCGCGUCAAGGCUCGUGGCUUUGAGGUUGUUUACAUGACCGAACCCAUCGAUGAAUACGUCAUCCAGCACUUGAAGGAAUACAAAGGCAAGCAGCUCGUUUCCGUUACCAAGGAGGGUCUCGAAUUGCCUGAGGAUGAGGCUGAGAAGAAGAAGCGCGAGGAAGACAAAGCGAAGUUCGAGGGCUUGUGCAAACUGAUGAAGUCUAUCUUGGACAACAAAGUUGAGAAAGUCGUUGUCUCGAACCGUUUGGUCGACUCUCCAUGCUGUAUUGUAACAUCACAAUUCGGCUGGUCUGCCAAUAUGGAACGCAUCAUGAAGGCACAAGCUUUGCGCGACACAUCCACGAUGGGCUACAUGGCUGGCAAGAAGCACUUGGAGAUCAACCCCGAUCAUCCAAUUGUAGAGACCCUGCGCCAAAAGGCUGAUGCUGACAAGAAUGACAAGGCUGUUAAAGAUCUGGUCAUUCUGUUGUUCGAGACCUCUCUGCUGUCAUCUGGCUUCUCUCUGGAUAGUCCUCAAGUGCACGCCAGCCGCAUCUAUCGCAUGAUUAAGCUGGGUCUUGGCAUUGACGAGGACGAGCCCAUGACUACGGAGGAUGCCCAAAGCGCUGGCGAUGCACCCUCCCUGGUCGAAGACACCGAGGACGCAUCCCACAUGGAGGAGGUCGAUUAAAAAAUUUAUAUUUUCAAAAGCGCACGUACACCACCAAACACCAUCGUCGGCCAUACUGACAAUUCCUUCACUCACAUGCUCAUUUAGUUCCUUUAUUAUUUGAUUGAUUUAACUUGACAAGUUAUACCAAAUUCAUAUCUUCAUUGUUAAUUUUUUGGUGCAUUGUGUACGUGCCACUUCAAACCAAAAUCGUUCGUUUAUAGUAACUAUUCAAUUACAAUACUGUCGCGUUAUAAGCGACAGGAACACGCUUAGUUCAUAAAAACACUUACUCGCCUGACCUUUUAUUAGGCCAAAACAAGAAGA
Messenger RNA from Scaptodrosophila lebanonensis, 2608 nucleotides. It is a transcript of the gene Hsp83, whose product is annotated as heat shock protein 83. Lineage: Eukaryota; Metazoa; Arthropoda; Insecta; Diptera; Drosophilidae. Bases 149 to 2302 code for a protein of 717 amino acids. Gene Ontology annotation, cellular component: perinuclear region of cytoplasm; cytosol; protein-containing complex. The record is from RefSeq and is a predicted model, not a curated record. Gene Ontology annotation, biological process: protein stabilization; cellular response to heat; protein folding. The transcript has 2 exons. Gene Ontology annotation, molecular function: ATP binding; ATP-dependent protein folding chaperone; disordered domain specific binding.